This is a messenger RNA of Aspergillus niger, 687 nucleotides long. RefSeq lists its product as uncharacterized. Gene Ontology annotation, molecular function: RNA binding; ribosome binding; translation initiation factor activity. The transcript is spliced from 2 exons. NCBI's taxonomy places the organism in Eukaryota, Fungi, Ascomycota, Eurotiomycetes, Eurotiales, Aspergillaceae. The record is from RefSeq and is a predicted model, not a curated record. The annotation marks the transcript as partial. Gene Ontology annotation, cellular component: multi-eIF complex; eukaryotic 48S preinitiation complex; eukaryotic translation initiation factor 2B complex.
GGUUACAUUGAUCUUUCCAAGCGUCGAGUUUCUCCCGAAGAUGUUGUCAAGUGCGAGGAAAGAUACAACAAGAGCAAGGCAGUCCACUCCAUCAUGCGCCACGUUGCCGAGGCCACUCAGACUCCUCUUGAGACCCUAUACCAGCAGAUCGGAUGGCCUUUGAACCGCAAAUACGGACACUCCCACGAUGCGUUCAAGAUCUCCAUCACGAACCCCGACGUGUGGAACGAGGUUGAAUUCCCUAGCGAGUCCGUGAAGAAGGAGUUGACGCACUACAUCAGCAAGAGACUUACUCCUCACCCGACCAAGGUCCGUGCCGAUAUUGAGGUUACCUGCUUCGGUUACGACGGUAUCGAUGCCGUCAAGGAUGCCCUGCGCACCGCCGAGGCCAACAACACCCCUGAAACCCAGAUCAAGGUUAAGCUGGUUGCCCCGCCACUCUACGUCUUGACCAGCCAGUGCUUGGACAAGGCUAUUGGUAUUCAGAUGCUCGAGGAGGCCAUUCAAAGGAUCGAGGCCAGGAUCAAGGAGUCUGGCGGUGGCUGCAUCGUUAAGAUGGCUCCCAAGGCUGUUACUGAGCACGAUGAUGCUGCUCUUCAGGAGCUCAUGGAGAAGCGUGAGCGUGAGAACAUGGAAGUCAGCGGCGACGAGAGCAUGUCCGAGAGCGAUGAGGGCGUUCCCGAGUAA